AUGGAAAAUAAAGAAGAGAAUUACAAGAAUUAUAUGGAGGAAAUAAAAAAAGUCUCAAAUAUUAUUCAGGCAAAAAGCAUCGAUUGUUUCGAAUCUAAUUCGACUAUUGACGAAAAUAAAAUAAUGAAUGUAAACGACAUAUGUAAUAUAUAUAUGGUUGACAAAACUUGUGAAAGAAAUAAUAUCUAUAGAAAAGAUAUAGACAAAGAAUAUCUUCAUGAAGAAAAUCAAAAAAAAAAAGAUAAGGAGAAAAAUUUAUGUGUUCAAAAAAAAGGAGAUAUAAUAGAAUCAUCUAUAUCUAAUACAAAUGAUAUUAUUAAAUGUAAUAACAAUUCAAAUGAAUAUAAUCAUAAUAUCGGAAAGGAUAAAAAGUUGGAAAAAUUCAAGUCCUUCAUCAUAGAGGACUCCAAUUCUUCGUCUUCUGGAAAAAAGAAAUAUAAUAUUAAUGAUGUAUAUAAGGUUAUUAAAAGUUUUUUAUUCAAAUAUAUGGAAAAUGAUAAAAAAAGAGGUGUCAACAAAAUGGUGGGAGAUAAUGAAAUGGCGGGAGAUAAUCAAAUGGAGGGAGAUAAUCAAAUGGAGGGAGAUAAUCAAAUGGAGGGAGAUAAUGAAAUGGAGGGAGAUAAUGAAAUGGAGGGAGAUAAUAAAAUGGAGGGAGAUAAUAAAAUGGAGGGAGAUAACCAAAUGGUUGAUGAUAAUGAAAUGGCGGGAGAUAACCAAAUGGUUGAUGAUAACCAAAUGGCGGGAGAUAACCAAAUUUCAGAAGGAUCAAAUCAGUUUAAACAUCCUCAUUAUCCAGAUGUACGGUCCGUAGGAAUGUGCUUAUAUUACAUUUUAAGAGGUAAAGUUAAUGUUAAUGUUUUAAAGAAAAUUUUUAGUGAUAAGAAAAAUGAUAAACAUGAAAAUACAAAAAGAAAUUAUAAUAUAAAUGAUGAGCACAAUGAUAAAAAUAAAGAAAAGGACCUUGAUGUUGAUAAUAUAGAAGAAGAAAGUAAUAUUGCACAAGAUAAUAAUGGUAUCCUUAAUAAAGAAAAUCAUUUAAAUGCAGAAAAAAUUUUUAAGUAUUUAAAUGAUUUAUUCAAUCAAGAAGAAAUUAUUAAUAUAAAUAAUACAGAAGGAAAAGAAUGUGAUAAGGUAUAUGAAGAUAUAGCAUGGACAUUUGUAAAAUAUAUAGAAAAUAAUAAUAUAAAUUUGAUGGAAGAUUUUGUUAAGUGUUCCUCCAACGAUGUAUCGGGAGAGCUCCCUGAUGUUGCUAUGGAAAAUUAUAAUGAAAAUUUUAAAAAUAAUGAUAUAUCACAAAAUAAUGAUAUGUCACAAAAUAAUGAUAUGUCGCAAAAUAAUGACAUGUCACAAAAUAAUGAUAUAUUACAAAAUAAUGAUAUGUCACAAAAUAAUGAUAUGUCACAAAAUAAUGAUAUGUCGCAAAAUAAUGACAUGUCACAAAAUAAUGACAUGUCACAAAAUAAUGAUAUAUUACAAAAUAAUGAUAUAUUACAAAAUAAUGAUAUAUUACAAAAUAAUGAUAUAUUACAAAAUAAUGAUAUGUCACAAAAUAAUGAUAUGUCACAAAAUAAUGAUAUGUCACAAAAUAAUAAUACCCCACACAAGAAACACCAAAUAAAUAACAGCAUUAAGAAGAAUUCCAAUAUAAUAAGAACAUUUGGUCCAUUUAACAAUGUUAAAAAUGUAAUUAUUCAUAUUCCUUUAUUUUUACGUUAUUUUAUACAGACACAUGUAUCAAGCACCAAGGCACGUACAAACAGAUGUGUUUAUAAUAAUGAUGAAAAUAAAAAGAAACUAAAAAAAAAGAUGAUGAAAGAGAUUAUGAUAGGUGUAUUAAAUUCAGAUGUGAAUAAAUUUUUUGAAGAAUUAUUAUGUAAUAUAAAAGCAUGUUUUCUAGAAAUUCUAGAUUAUUUAAAAGAAUAUUGUCGUUCUAAAUGUAUCCAAUUUAAUGAUGAGAAUUAUUUUUAUCAUUUUACUCAAAUAAUAUCUAUCGAGAAAACAUACUUUGAUUUAAAAACAAUUCUUUUUUAUACAAAGAAAUAUGAUAAAAUAAAGAAAAAGAUUAUAAAAAGAAUUAGAAAUAGGAUAUCAUCAGAUGAAUUUAAUGAUGAACAUAAUAAAAUUGUGACUGAGGAUAUUGAAAAAUUGAAUGGUCAUAUUUUUGAUGUAUCUACAAAUAAAUAUGUAUAUCCAAUAAAAAAUAAAAUAUUGACAAAUCAAAAAGAAAAUUAUUAUGAAUGGAUGUUACCUACUAUAUAUAAUAAAGAUGAUGAUAUACAAAGUGAUCAACUUAAUAAACAUACAAAUAAACAUAAUGGUAAAGUAUAUAAUCGUUUUAUUAAUAGAUGUUUUAAAAGAAAAUUAUAUCAUCAUGAACACGAAAAAAAUGAACCCUUUGAUAAUAUGACACAUAAACAAAUUAAAUUAGAUUCUGUUUCUACAGAUAUGAAUAGUAAAAAAUAUUAUUUAUUAAAAAAUGAGACAUCACCAUUGGAAAGACAUAACAAGGAUAAGGAUACAAUAACUUCGUCAAAUAUUUCCUUUUUAAAAAAUACACCCUCGGAAUAUAUGUUGCACAAGGAACAUGUGAUUAAUCGUGUUACAAAAAAUGACGAUAUGCAAGAUGAUAAGUAUGAAACAAGUAAGAAUAGUGACCAGCACAAUGAUAAUGAAAGGAAUGGUAAUAUAUAUAAUAAUGAUGAUAAUAAUGAUGAUGAUAAUAAUGAUGAUGAUAAUAAUAAUAAUAAUAAUGAUAAUAAUAAUGAUGAAGAGGAAGAUAAUAUUUAUUAUGCUCCUAGUAAUAUGAGGACAGGAAUAGAAGUAGAUAACGAAAAUGGGAAUGAGGAUAUUUAUAAAAAAGUACAUCUAGAAAAUAACGUUUAUGAUAAUAUUAUAUAUGAUGAUUAUAAAACAAUUCAAAAUCAAAACACCAAAAUUGUUGAUAAUGUGGAUAAUAAUACUUUUGUUAAAAUGAAAAAAAUGAAAGAUUCAAAUGAAUGUGGUCUAAAUAAUAAUCAGCAUUAUAAUAACGAACACAUUAAUAAUGAUCACUCUAAUAAUAUGUACAUUGAGGAUGAGGAAAUUAGGAUACCCGCCGAACGUAAUCAAGGAGAAAAAGAACUCAACAAAAUAAAUAGAAUAAACGAAGAUAAGAAAGAUCCUCUUUCUCAAGAGCAAUAUUAUAAAAGAAUAACUCGAAAAAGUAAAGCUAAAGUAAUGAUUGAACCAAAUGAUGAAAAAAUAGAACUAGGAACUGGUUACAAUAAUGUAAAAGAAAAUGAUGAUAUGGAAUAUACCAAAGAGAUGUAUGAUAAUGUGGGAAAGAUAUCAUCUUAUGAAGAUAUAAAAAAACAAAGAAAAAGAAAAAGAACAAGAAGAAAAGCAAAUGAUAAACCUGGAAAUGGUCAAAAUAAUCAAGAUGGUCAAAAUGAUCAAGAUGGUCAAGAUGGUCAAGAUGGUCAAAAUAAUCAAGAUGGUCAAAAUAAUCAAGAUAUAAAAAGUAUGCAAAAUUAUAUGCACCAUUUAAAUGUUACAAACGAUGAUCUUAUAAAUAAUGAUAAUACAAAUUCAAAAGUCUUAUCAAAUAUAAGUCAAAAUCACGAUUCAACAAAGAUUAAUAGCACAAUUAAAAUUAAAGAAAGCACAUCUUUUGAAAAGGAGACCUUGAAUAUUUUAACAAGAUCUUCAAAAGAUGAUCCAAAUACAUGUGAUAACCCUGAAGGUGUGGAUAUAAAUAUAAAUACACAAAAGAAAGAUAAUAAUAAUAAUAAUAAUAAUAAUAAUAAUAAUAAUAAUAAUAAUAAUAAUGUUCAUAAUAAUGUUCAUAAUAAUGUUCAUAAUAAUGUUCAUAAUAAUGUUCAUAAUAAUGUUCAUAAUAAUAAUUUCAUAAAGUGUAUAGAAAAAGAAUCGAAUGAUGGGAAUACUCCACACGCGUCUCCUCUUAUAAUAAAACAUAAUACAGAUCAUAUGAUCAAUUUUAAAUGUUAUAGUAAUGAUUAUAUUAUAAAUAUGAAUAAAAAAAGAAAUAAAAUAAAAAAGAAAUGUAUUAACAAAAUUAUGAGUAGUAUAUUUUCGGAAAAGAUUUAUAAAUAUGCCUUAAUAUUUUCUCCGAUUUUAAAAAAUGAUGGAUGCGUAUCUUUAUUAAGCGUACAUGCAUUAAAGAAUAUUGUUUUAAAGCUAUAUCAUCUGAGAAUUGUUGAAAUGCAACAAAAUGUAUAUAAAAAUAAUAAAUAUAAUAUUAAUAAUUAUAAUAAUGAGAUAUACAAUGAAAAAAGAAAUAAUUUUUUACAUAUGUAUCAUAAUCAUAUCAUAACUCCUACCGAAGAAACAUAUAUAAAUAACGAAAAUAAUAAUAAUUUGGAAAACAUAAAAAAUUAUAAAGGUGCUAAUAAUAAAGAAUUUAAAAAAAUUUCUUGUGAAAAAAAUUAUAAAUGUAAUUUAUCUACAAGAAAUUAUGAUAAAAUGGAUGAAUUUUACAAUACAAAAAAUGAAAGUGAUAUAGAAAUAAUACAAAAUUUAAAUAAUAUGAGUACAGCUGAAUAUUAUGAUAUGAAAGAAAAUUUAAAUAUGAAUAUAUUAAUUCGACAAUUUCUAAAAAAAAAUUUGAAUGAGGAAAAUUGGAACAUCUUUUGGGAAUGGUUAUAUGAAAACGACGAUAUUAAUAUAUCAACUUUUAAAAAACAUAUAAUUAAUCAUAUAAAGGAUAUAUUAUUAAAAAGGGAUGUUAUAAAUAGGUCUUGUCCACAUGAGAUGAUAGAACCUGAUAUGAGUGAAGGUCAUAUAAAUAUGGCUAACAAAAAUAAUAAUUAUAAUAAUUACAAUAAUUACAAUAAUUAUAAUAAUUACAAUAAUUAUAAUAAUUACAAUAAUUACAAUAAUUAUAAUAAUUAUAAUAAUGAUGAGAAAGAAAGAAUUGAAGAACUCUUAAAAUUUUAUAUAACAAACAACAGAGGCAUAAAUUUAGAAUAUAAUAAAGUGAAAGAAAUUCUUGAACAAGGAAAAUGUAAUGCAUACUAUAAUAAUGAAAAAAAAAUGGAGAUGUUAAAUAAUGAAUAUCUUCAUGAUAAUAUAUUAGAUUAUAUAAGGGCUAAUGUUUUAUAUGAAGGAUAUAUGAAUAAAGACGAUAUAAAUAAAAAAAGAGAUAAUGAAAAUAAUAAUAAUAAUAAUAUGAAUACAUUUGUUACUAACAUAAAAAGUGGACACGAAAAUAAUCAUAAUAAUGUGUAUAAUUUUUGUAAUAGUGAUCAUAGAUUUUCUCAUGAUAUUUCAAAUGAAAAAGGUGAGAAUAUAAAUAAUAUGAGUAAUUCAUUAUGUCAAUACAAAAGAACACAUAUGCAUAACUAUAUAUAUAAUGAAGAUGAUCAAAAUAUACAUAUUGAUGAUAAAAGUUAUAUACAAACAUUAAAAGAUCUUAACGACCUAAGAAGUAUGUAUAAAAAUAAACAUGCAGAUAUAUUACAGGAAAUUAAUGAAUGCGAUUUUUUAUUUGAAGAUGAAAAAUGUAGAUAUAACACAGAACAUAACAAUAUCAACAAUAAUAAUAAUAAUAAUAAAAACAAUAUAUUUAGGGACAAGGAAAAAAAAAAUAACAAUAUUAACAAUGAUUUGGAAAAUUAUUAUUUUUAUAAUAAACAUAUUUAUAAUUCUAUGGAUGAUUUAUAUGUUGAAAAGGAAAAUGGUCAUAAUGUAAAUAAUAAUAAAAAUAAUGAUGGUGGUGAUGCUGAUGGUGAUGCUGAUGGUGAUGAUAAUGGCGACGAUAAUGGUGACGAUAAUGGUGACGAUAAUGGUGACGAUAAUGGUGACGAUAAUGGUGACGAUAAUGGCGACGAUUAUGAUGAAGAUAAUAUCAAAUUAGCUGACUUGACGUAUAAAUUAAAUGAUUAUAAUAUAAAAAAUAAUAAUAACAUGAAAAAUAAGAAUAAAAAUACAAAUAAAAGAGAUAUUAUUUAUAAAGUAAAAGAUUUAUCAUGUAAACUAUCAGAGUUAUAUAACAACACAACAGACUUGACUUAUAAUUUAAAUGAUUCAGAUGACGAUCACAAUAAUUAUAAUAUGAUGAAUGUUGAACAAAGCAACAAAUAUGAAAAUAAUAAUGAUAUAAUAGGUGAACAAAAGGAUAUAGAUCAAAAUAAUAAUAUAAGUAAAAAGUAUGAUGCAAAAGAACAAUUUAUAAAUGAUAAUGGAAAUAAUAAAGACAAUAAUAUGAAUAUCCAUAAAAAAAACAAGAACUAUGAUCACAUAAGAAAUGAAAUAAGUACAAGAUCAAUAACUAAAGAAAUGAACUGUAAGGAAAAUAUUUUAAAUCUAAUAAAAAAUAAAAAUUUAAGUGUACAAGAUAUUUUAUAUUAUCAAAAAUUGUUGUUAUGUUUAAAAUAUGUGGGAGACCACAACUCAGCCAUAAACAACAACGAAACAGACCAAAAAGAUGAAGCAAAAGAAAAAGACGAAGCAAAAGAAAAAGGCGAAGCAAAAGAAAAAGAAAAAGACGAAACAAACGAAACAUAUCAAACAAACGAAACAUAUCAAACAAACGAAACAUAUCAAACAAACGAAACAUAUCAAACAAACGAAAGAGACGAAAUAGAUGAAAGUUCCAAAAAUUUCAAAAAUUUCAAAGAUUAUAUAAAUUAUAUAAAUUAUAAAAAUUAUAAAAAUUAUAAAAAUUACAAUAAUAAUAAUAUUCAAGGUGUACAUAAUUCUUUUAAUUAUGAAAAUAAUAAUAAUAUAUUUAUUAAAAACAAAAUGAACAAUGUAUAUAGCUAUCUAAAAAAUAUUCCAUAUACUAACAGAAAUAAUAAUUGUUUUAUAAAUAAAUAUUAUAAUUCAAAAUAUCUAAAUAAUCAUCAAUAUAAUCAAAAUGAUCCUAUUUAUAAAAAUAUGAAUAAUUCUGUAGGUAAUAAUUAUAUAAAAAAUAAUGAAAUGAUAAAUCAUAUACACACAUAUAACAAUCUCAUCAAUAAUCAUAAUUUUAAUAAGUAUGAUGAUGAUUAUAAUAAUUUCUUGAAUCAUCUUUAUAAUGAAAAAAUGAUAUGCAACUCAUUUAAUGGACAUGUAAACAAUAAUAAUAAUAAUAAUAAUAUCCAUAUGAAUAACAACAACAACAACAACAAUAAUAAUAAUAAUAAUAAUAAUAAUAAUAAUAAUAAUAGUAUGAAUAAUGAUUUGUUAAAUUUAUUAUAUUUAUAUGAACUGUCCCAGAAAAAUAAAAACCAAAAUGUGCCACAAAUAAAUAAUGAAUAUAUAUAUUAUUAUCUUAAUAAAUAUAUUUCAAAAAAUAUGAAUAUUUCGGAUUCUACAAUGAGAAAUGAACAAGACAAAUAUGUACAACCUAAUGAACAAAGAUAUGAUAAACAGGAUUAUAACGACCUAAAUUGUUUUAUUAAUGAUCAUAUUAAUAACAAUCGAACAUACCCUUCAAACGAUGAUAAAGAUAAACAUAAUCAUAAUAAUCAUAAUAAUUAUACAAAAGAAAAGUAUUGUAGAUUAACAGAAAAUAAUAAUAAAGAAAUUGAAGUAUUCCCUCAGAAUAAUUAUUUAAUCAAGAAUAAGAAAAACGCUCAAGGAAAUUUUACACUCAGCUUAGAUGAUGAAGCCAUCCUAUCCUCUUAUAAUAAUCCAGAAAAGAAUAAUACUGUAUGCAAAAAUAAUUAUAAAAAUGAUAAGAACUAUUAUGUACAGGAAGAAGAAAAUUAUUCAAGACACGAAAAUGAUAUAAGGAUGUUAGAAAAUUAUGAAAAGAAUUUAAAAGAAAAAAUUCCUUAUCAUAUGAAAAAUAAAUAUUUAGUUAUGUCAUCACAAAAUAAUAAUAAUUGUGCUUAUUCGCCUAAUAUGGAAAUUUAUAUGAAUAAAUUAAAAUAUACAAGAUUGAGGAAAAAAAAUAAAUAUGAUAUGGAUGUUAUGGAUGAUACGGAUGAUACGGAUGAUAUGGAUGAUAUGGAUGAUAUGGAUGAUAGGAAUGGUAAGUAUGGUAAGUAUGAUAGGUAUAAUAAGUAUGAUAGGCAUGAUAGGUAUGGUAAGUAUGGUAAGUAUAAUAAGUAUGAUAAGUAUCAUAGAUACAAUAAAUAUAAUAAUUAUUUAUCCACACUAUCGUAUUCAAAUAUGAACGAUAUUGAACAUAAUACACAUAUGGAUGAGCUAGGUCAAUAUCUUUUGGUUCCUGGGGGAGAUACACAAAAUUAUGAACAUGAGGAAGAUGCUAAGCAUAACGAACACAACGAAUAUAACGAAUAUAAAAAAUAUAACGAACAUAACAAAUAUAACGAACAUAACAAAUAUAACAAAUAUAACGAACAUAAUAAUAUCUUUGGUAGUAAUAAUCAUACUAAUCGUCGUCAUUUGAGACGUCCGCAUGAACGCACACAUGACAACUUUAAUCUUUAUAAUAAUAAUAAUAUGCUUGACAACUUUGUAAGAUGUUAUAAUAGAAACAAUAAGAAUUCUUCGUCACCUUUUUUCAUAAAUAAAGAUUUAUAUAAUUCAUUUGAAGAUUUGAAUGAAAGCAGCAAUGAUGAAGAUACCCUGAGACAUGAUAAUUAUUUUAGAAAAAGGAAAAGAACACAUUUGAAAGGAAAAUAUGUUUUACAAAGACAAGAAAAUGACCUUGAUGUAAUGUGUAAUAUGGAUGAAUAUGAUAAUAUGAGAAAUAAUAAAUAUAAUUAUAAUCAUUAUGAAGACAGAGAAGAUGGUGCGGGUCAUUAUGGAGAUGACGAUGAUGAAAACAUGAAUAUGUUAAAAAAUAGAAAUAUGUAUUCACAGUCAUUAUUAAAUCAUAGAAAAUUAAAUGAUAAAGAAAAGGACAACAUUUAUGGUAGUGUAUAUAAUAAGAGAAAGGGAUUUCGUGCACAAGUAUCAUCAGCGGGAAAUAAGACUGAAGAAGAAAAGAACAGGAGUGGUUUCCUUAAUACAGAUAUCACACCAGAAUAUGGAAGGGGCAGAAGAACAAAAGUAGUUAAUCAGAAUUAUGUAAAGAAUUAUGAGUGUGAUACGAAAUAUUAUAGUAAAAAGGAAAAGACAAAUACGUUAACAAAUAUGCAUAUAAAUGUUAUGAACAAUAAUAAUAAUGGUUCAUUGUGUGAUGUAAAUAAUAAAGAUAAAAUAAAGACAAAUGUGGACUCAUCUUUAAUUAAUAAAAAUAAUAAAAGUAAUAUUACAACUCGAAAAAUAAAUAAUUGUAACAACAAUAAUAAAAUGAAAAAUAAUAUAUUAGACAAUAAUGAAGAUUAUGAAACCAAAUUAGCUUGUUCCGAAUUAAAACCUCAAAGGGGUGUAUAUUUUGAUAAAUCACAAAAAGCUUGGAUAGGUAGCUGGUAUGAAGAAGGAAAACAAAUUAAAAGAAGAUUCAAAAUUAAAUAUUAUGGAUGGGAUGAAGCUAAGAGUCUCGCUAUAAAAGCUAGGUUUGCUUUUGAAAAUAAGACAAAAAAUUUGAAAGGGAAAAAAGGACCUAUCAGUAAAAAUAAAAAUGAUAAAAAUGAAAAAGAUGCAAACGAUAAUGUAAAUAAUGUAAAUAAUGUAAAUAAUGUAAAUAAUGUGAAUGGAAAUGUAAACGAUAAUAUAAAUAAUGUAAAUAAUGUGAAUGGAAAUGUAAACGAUAAUAUAAAUAAUGUAAAUAAUGUGAAUGGAAAUGUAAACGAUAAUAUAAAUAAUGUAAAUGAUGUGAAAGAUAACCAUAUUGAUGAUACACAACCUGUGACAAACUCUGAGCCCAUGAACAUAAACACUUGUCCUAUCAAAUCUCCAGAACUUUUAAAAGAUAAUAAAGAAAAUGAUAUGAAUAAUAUACAUGUAGAUAAUAUUGUAAGUAAAAGAGGCAUGUCGACAAGAAAUACUGGAGUACAUUUAUCAAAAAAUAAUAAUAUAAAUAAUGAUAAUAAUAACACUAAUAAGAGAGAUACCAGAAGAAAUUUUUAUAAAAGACGAUCUUAUACUCAUGAUCAUUAUAUGAAUACAGAAAAUAAAGAAUUUAUUAAUGAAAGGAAGAAAAAAAAAACGAAUAUGAGCAAUAAUAAAAAUAAUGAAAAAAAUGAAAAAAAUGGCAAUAAUGAUGUAAUAAAUAAUGAUAACAAUGAUGUAAAUAAUGAUGAUAAUAAUAUUAGUAAUAUUAGUAGUAAUAAUGAUGUACUACAGAAUAGUCAACAUGAUAUAAAUAUAAAGAACGAAAUUGAUACUAAUAUGCUAUAUUCUUAUAAUAACAAACACAAUUCUGAUAUAAAUCUUUCAUCAUAUAAUAAUCUCAACCAAAAGAAUAAUACAUAUAAUGAUCAUAUAUUUAAUGAUAUACAAUAUGAUCAAAAUCAAAAUGUUCAAGAAAACUUUAUUAAUAAAACAUCCUUAUCCUUACAAACAAACACAAAUAAUACAUAUAGUGAUUUAAAUCACGACAAGGAAAAUGAAAAUAAUAGAAGUCAAAUUGUGGUCAAUAAACAAAAUGAUAAUGUACAUACAAAACAAGAAUAUAAAGAAAAAAGUCAAAUGGAUUCACAAAAUAAUAGUAGCAUACAUGAUUAUAUAAACAAAGAAAAUUAUAUGAAUGAAAAUAUGAUGAUGUCGCAUGUAGAUGGUAUGUAUAUUCCAGGUACUUACAUGAGUAACAGUGAUAUUACAUAUAAAAAAAAUAAUAAUUAUCUUAAUUAUGAAGAUGUUAUAAAUUAUGAUCAGUCUAAAACAAAGUAUCAUCAACAAGAUAAAAGUGAUCAUAAUAAUGAUGGUGAUAAUAAUAAUGAUGAUAAUAAUAAUGAUAAUAAUAAUAAUGAUGAUAAUUAUCACCUUUGUAAUAAAUAUAAUACCGAACCGUACAGCCAUUUAAACAACAACAAUGAAGAGACAAAACUUGAAGAAUGUUCUUCUGUUAAUGUAUCGAAUAAAAAGAAUAUUAAUAAUAUAAACAAAAUAGAAAAUAAAAAUACAAAAAAUGUAUAUUUGAAAUAUUCCUAUUGUAAAUCAUUAGAAAAUUGUAAUACUUAUACAAAAGGUAAUAAUAAAAAAUCAGGUGAUCAACCAAAUAUGACAGAUCAAUCAAUUAAAUUACCACAAGGUGUUUUCUAUCAAGAUUCUAAAAAAGCUUUCUGUGCAAAUUGGUAUUCAAAUGGAAAACAAGAAAAAAGAUAUUUUUCUAUAAACAAAUUUGGAGAAGAAAAAGCUAGAAAUCUAGCAAUAGCGGCAAGAAAAAAAUUCGAAAAUGUUUAUAAAAAAAAUGGACAUGGAAAUAAAAAAGAUAAUUCUAUAUCUUCUAUUGUAAAAAAUAAUCAAACCAAUGAUAUUAUAAUUAAAUCACAGGAAAAUAAUGAUGAAAUGCUAUAUCAUAAAAAUGACCAAUCUGAUCAGAUAACUAAAAAGGAAAUCAUAGACCAGGAACUCUACUCUUCGAAUUUGUUAACAAACCCACUUAACAACGAUAUCGAGGAGCCCAAAGAUAAAUAUAAAGGACCCACCAGCAACAGCAUUGUUGGAAGUAACAAUACAACAGAAGUUGUAAACAACAACCAAAUUGACGAUGAUUAUGAUGGUGAUGAAGAUAUCAAACAAGAUAAAGAAAAUAACAAUAUGAAUGAUCUGAAUAAUGAACAUGUCGAUAAAAAUUAUAAAAAUUAUCCAAACAUCACAAAUAUCACAAAUGAAAUUAAUUAUCAAGAUGAUAAAAAUUUUCAUCAGCCAAAUAAUACUGAUCCUGUUAAAGUACAGAGAGGAAGAAAAAGUUCUAAAAAUAUAAAUAUAUCUCAACAAAACAAUAAAGAUGAUACAUAUGGAAAUUCUCAUAAAAAUCAAAACUCAGAAAAUAAUAUAAAUACUACUAAAAAAAAUAAUCAUAGUUAUACUACAAAUAUAGAUAAUAAUCAAAAUGAUCAUAUACUUAAUAUAACCAAAGAAAUAACAGAUAAUAAUAACUUACAUCUUUCAAAUAACGAAAAAAUAAAUAAAAAUAUUUCAUAUGAAAAUUUAAAUAUUGAUCAUACAACAGAUGAUCUUUUAAAAUCAUCAGGUAAAGAUAUGAAAGGAGAAACUUUUAAUAAACAUUAUUCAAAAAAUUCUUUAAAUAAAAAUCUCAAAAAAGAAGUAGAUGAUGUUAAUAUGAUAAACAAAAUGGAAAAAACAGGAUCAACACCUGCAGGAGUAUAUAUGAUUAGAAUUAAUGGUGUUGUACAAGCUUGGAGAGCUGAAUGGAGAAGUCCAAGUGGUUGUAAAAGAACAAAAAAUUUCGGAAUUAAUACUUAUGGUACUACCUUAAGUAAAAAAUUAGCUAUCGAAAUGAGAGCAAGAAUGACUGGAGAAUGUUUAAUUUCAGAUGAUGGAACUGUUUUUGAUUAUUCAACAAAAAAAGGAACUAUGAGUAAUUAA
Messenger RNA from Plasmodium falciparum 3D7, 12330 nucleotides. Its product is annotated as AP2/ERF family transcription factor. Gene Ontology annotation, molecular function: DNA-binding transcription factor activity. Gene Ontology annotation, cellular component: nucleus. The record is from RefSeq and is a predicted model, not a curated record. Lineage: Eukaryota; Apicomplexa; Aconoidasida; Haemosporida; Plasmodiidae. Gene Ontology annotation, biological process: regulation of DNA-templated transcription.